Adelges cooleyi (spruce gall adelgid) is the source of this 533-nucleotide messenger RNA. RefSeq lists its product as uncharacterized. NCBI's taxonomy places the organism in Eukaryota, Metazoa, Arthropoda, Insecta, Hemiptera, Adelgidae. The transcript is spliced from 2 exons. Bases 105 to 533 code for a protein of 142 amino acids. The record is from RefSeq and is a predicted model, not a curated record.
CCGCAGCGACGGCACCGAGUGACGGACUCGCACACAAGUAAAAUAUGUGUGCGCCCGUAUUUGUAUUUCGUUAAGUAUUAGUUUUCCGCAUUAUCGGUGAAACGAUGAAGCGUUUAUGUUUGUACGCGCUCUGCUUGUAUCUGGUAGUCAGCUUGUACGGCGAAACGAUACUGUGUUUGACGGAAACCAAUGCGUUGGAGCUGGCCGCAAUGGAUUCCACCGUGACCGUCGUCGACCAAGCCGGAUCGGAUUUAUCAGUAGGCAGAGGAAAGAAGAAAAUGAAGAAAAAAACGUUAAACAUGAUGAUCGGAGCCACGAUGAUGGUGGGCAUGGCGUUAAUGAGUAUGUUCAUAAACGCCACGGCUGCGGUUAUUGGCAAAGCAUUGCUGUUCACGCUGGUUGCUAAAUUGUUGGUGGUGUCUAAUUGGAAGAACAGCGAAGAUUCGGGAUCAUCCAAAAAGGAAUCGUCUCACAAGGAUUUGACGCUCAUCGUGAAUGGAAAAGGAAACCGCUCCAGUAAACAUUUUUUUUAA